This is a messenger RNA of Anthostomella pinea, 2700 nucleotides long. NCBI's taxonomy places the organism in Eukaryota, Fungi, Ascomycota, Sordariomycetes, Xylariales, Xylariaceae. The record is from the annotation of a GenBank genome assembly.
AUGUCUUCCGACGACGACAUGCCGCUGGCACGUACCAAUGGCAAUCUCUCAGCGCCGACCAUCUCCAAGGCCGAAGACAAAGCCAUGGACGUCGACUCCUCCGCAAAGCCCCUGCCAUUUCCGAUGUCUGUACGCAACGGUCCCGUUGACACUGGCGAUUCUGCGCAUGUGAACGGCAACGGAAAGCGCAAAUCUCGGUCUUCAAUCAGCAAUGUCAAUUACCAAGAGUUGGACAGUGACGAGGGACCAUCUGCCAAGCGCCCUAGGAAAGUCGACCCUGACGACUCCGACGAUGAUGUCCCGAUCAUCAGAAAGAACAGGCUCCCCCCUGCUGCGAGCGAGACCGCUGUUGCCGAGGAUAGUGACGACGACCAGCCCUUGAACGCCAGGCUGGCUAAGCAGCGACAAUCUAUCGAGAAGCACGCCGAGCAAGAAGCCAAAGCAAUCAAUGCAAAGGAAGCCAAGGCGAAGAAACCCGCCGUGAAAAAGCCCGCACCGAAAAAAUCAACUCCCAGGAAGAAGGCCAUUAAGGAAGAGUCUGACGAUGACGAUGUGCCUUUGGCUGGUGCGAAGAGCCGGAAGCGAGCUGCCAAUGGAAUAUCUGGGAAAGGCAAGGGCAAGUCGAAUGGCGUUAAGAAGGAAGAAUCAGACUCCGACGAGCCUAUUCGCAAGAAGGUCAAGGCGGCUGCGAAGAAGGCCAAGGAAGAGAGCGAAGAGAUCGGUGAGGAAGAGGAUGAAGAAGAGUACGCAUGGUGGAACGCCCCCAAGAAAGACGACGACAGCAUCAAGUGGGAAACACUCGAGCAUAAUGGUGUUCUCUUCCCUCCCGAUUACGAACCCCUCCCCAAGAACGUCAAGCUCAUCUACGACGGUACUCCGGUCGACCUAGACGUCGAGGCUGAGGAGGUAGCGGUUUUCUUCGGUGCAAUGCUGCAUUCCACCAACAAUGUCGAGAAUCCGGUCUUCCAGAAGAACUUCUUCAACGAUUUCAAGGAGGUGCUCAAACGUACUGGCGGCGCCAAGGAUCGACAAGGCAACAACGUUACCAUCAAGGAGUUUUCGAAGCUUGAUUUCAAACCCAUCUUCGAGUAUUAUCACGGCAAAAACGAGGCGAGAAAGGCGCGUUCCGCGGCCGAGAAAAAGGCCGAGAAAGCCGAGAAGGACAAGAUGGAGGCUCCUUUCAUGUUCUGCAAGUGGGACGGUCGCAAGGAAAAGGUUGGCAACUUCAGAGUCGAACCUCCUGGCCUGUUCCGUGGCCGCGGCGAGCACCCCAAGACUGGCAGAGUCAAGGGGCGCGUCCUGCCUGAACAGAUCACCAUCAACAUUGGCAAGCAGGCCAAGGUACCCCCUCCUCCCGAAGGCCACAAGUGGAAGGCAGUCCAACAUGACAACAAAGCUACGUGGCUUGCUAUGUGGCAAGAGAACAUCAAUGGCCAGUACAAGUACGUCAUGCUGGGUGCAAACAGUGCGGUGAAAGGCCAGGCCGACUUCAAGAAGUUCGAAAAGGCCCGGGCUCUCAAGAAGCACAUUGCCAAAAUCCGAAAGGAGUACAACAAGGAUCUCAAGGCCGAGUCGAUGGCCGAUCGGCAGCGCGCCACCGCUGUCUACUUGAUCGACAAGUUCGCACUCAGAGCCGGCAACGAGAAAGACGCGGAUAACGAGGCUGAGACCGUGGGCUGCUGCUCGCUGAAGUUUGAGCACGUCACCCUCCGAGAACCCAACACAGUCAUUUUCGACUUCCUGGGUAAGGACAGCAUCAGAUUCUACGACGAAGUCACAGUUGAUCGACAGGUCUUCAAGAACCUCCGCGUAUUCAAGAAGCCCCCGAAGAAGGCAGGUGAUGAUAUCUUUGAUCGCCUUACGACCUCCCAGCUGAACAAGCAUCUUUCCAACUACAUGCCGGGAUUGACUGCCAAGGUCUUCCGUACCUACAACGCUUCCUAUACUAUGUCGACUCUGCUGCAGGACUUGAAGGUUGAUAAAAACACCACUAUUGCAGAGAAGAUAAAACUCUACAAUGACUGCAAUCGCCGGGUGGCCAUCCUUUGCAACCACAAGCGGACAGUCGGUGCUAGUCAUGAGGCACAGAUGGAGAAGCUUGGCGACCGUAUCAAGGGACUCAAGUAUCAGAAGUGGCGCAUCAAGCAUAUGCUUCUGGAUGUGGAACCCAAGAUGAAGAAGAAGAAAGGAGCAGAGUUCUUCGAGCUGGACCCAGAGCUAGAUGAAGCGUGGAUCUUGGAGCAUCAGACUUUCCUGGUCGAUGAACAGCGGACCAAGAUUACGAAGAAAUUCGAAAAGGACAACCAGAAGCGUCAAGAUGACGGCGAAAAGACAUUCCCCGACAAGGAGCUCAAGGAACGUCUUAAGGUGGCGGACGAGCUCAAAAAGAAACUACAGAAGGAGAACAAGACCAAGAAGGUCGAGGCCGACAUGAAAGGUCCCACCGUCGAGAAGAUUGAGGCCAACAUCAAGAAGAUCGAUGAUCGAAUCCGGACCCUCGAGCUCCAGGCUGCCGACCGAGACGGAAACAAGGAGGUCGCUCUUGGCACCUCCAAGAUCAAUUAUAUUGAUCCGCGUCUCACUGUGGUCUUCGCCAAGAAGUUUGAUGUGCCCAUCGAGAAGUUCUUCUCGAAGACUCUGCGUGACAAGUUCACCUGGGCCAUCAAGUCCAUUGAGAAUGAAGACAAUUGGGAGUUCUGA